Trichomonas vaginalis G3 is the source of this 426-nucleotide messenger RNA. RefSeq names its product organellar and viral DNA polymerase type B. The annotation marks the transcript as partial. Lineage: Eukaryota; Parabasalia; Trichomonadida; Trichomonadidae. The transcript has a single exon. The record is from RefSeq and is a predicted model, not a curated record.
AUGUUAGCAACAACUUUACCAAACUCUUUAGUUAUGAACCCAACUUCAAUGUUAGUAGAGAUGAAAAGCUUCAUUCCUUCUUCAUAUACUUUCGAAACAGAAAUCCAGAAGAUAAAGCAAGAACUUCUCCAAGGAGAUUUAGACUGUAGUGCGAAAGAUGAAACAAAUGAACAAUAUCUUUAUGAAAUGCAGGAUAUUAUUGACCAUCUACCUAAACUUCCUGAAAUACAACAACAAAAGCUCACUAUUCCAGAAUUUGAAGAAAUAGAAGUCAAAGCAACUGACUCGGUAGAAAUAAAGAAGUUCAUACGUAAGGUUAACUAUGAGUUUCUUGGAUUUCAUUGCAACCACAAAGUCAUGGACAAAGACUGCGACAUGGUAUAUAAGAACAUCUCUGACAUAUAUAAAUCUGAAGAAUUUAAGACC